This is a messenger RNA of Pangasianodon hypophthalmus (striped catfish), 2474 nucleotides long. Its product is annotated as coiled-coil domain-containing protein 18. The coding region runs from base 100 to 1248 and encodes 382 amino acids. The record is from RefSeq and is a predicted model, not a curated record. The transcript has 12 exons. NCBI's taxonomy places the organism in Eukaryota, Metazoa, Chordata, Actinopteri, Siluriformes, Pangasiidae.
UUUGGCGCGUCAUUCUUUCUACGCCUCCUGACGCGAUGACGUCAUGACGUCACGAAGGCUCCACGGUUUAAAAAUUAGCAGUGCUGUAAGGCUACCAGAAUGAACUGGGAUAAUCAGUUGAGUCACAUUAUCUCAGCAGCUGAUGGCAGUGUUGCAAAAAUACGUGAACGCCUUGCUUUUCCUGGAAGGCUUUCCAGAGAAAGAGAAGAUGUGUAUCCAGUGAGAGAUCUGAGUCAUGCUACGGGUUUGGACCCUCCUGUACGUCUUAGCGGUGCUGUUCAGUGGACAGAUCUGGCAGCUGUACAGGACCAGCUUCAUAACCAGCGCCAGACAAUUGAGGCCUUAACGCAGAACCUGCGGUCAGUGGAGAGAGAAAGAGAUGCUCAACAAAGACAAAUACAGACGCUGCAAGAGGAGGUGAGGAGGCUUCGGGAGAGACUGGAGGACCGGGAGAAGGAGAGAGAACGGAAGCAGGACAUGGACGGAGAGAAGGUCCCCGCGGUGGAGAUGCGGCUGGAGCAAUGGAAAAGGGAAGUGGGACGGGAGCUGAGCGCCCUUAGAGGGCACAUCGACAGGGCCACGUCUCUAGGCAACAGGGAGGAAAGUUUCAGCUCUAAACUGUGCAGGGAGGAGGUGGAACAGCUCAGGAGAGAGGUAGACCUGCUCAAAAGCAAGCUGAUGAGGCAUGAGGAGGAUAUGUACCAACAGCAGUCUGAAGCAAGGGAAAUGAGGAGGCAGUGCGAGCGCAGCUGCAAGACACUGGAAACCGUCACCGAUUCUUACCGCACACAUGGCUUUGAACUUUCCAGGAUCGUCUCACAGUAUCAGCACACACAGCAAGACGUGAGAGAUCUCAGACUUACAAUAUCUGGAUUGAAGGAUGAAGUGAGAGGCCUAAUUUCGAGAGACAGACUCGACACACCUGCAGAAAGGCCGCGGAAGUCAAAUCCUUUGGAGGCAGCGGUUGCUGUGGAGAUGAGUCCUCGGAGACGGUUUUUGUCAGACUCAGAUGAUGAAUUGAGCCCCACCCCCAGUCUCGGAGACAUAAGCUCAGAUGACCUGGACACAUCGUGGCUUGGGGAAUCAGCCCCAGAAGUAAGAAGUCAAGGACGGGGUGCACGCUUGAGCCUGUCAGGAAGUGAUCUCAGCGACACUGCGAGUGGACUUGGGAGCAACCAUGAAGACAUAGAUGGAAAAGUGGGAGGAGCUUCAGAUGGUUCUCCAGAGCUCAGUCUCUGUGACCUUUGACUCUAGAAACAGGAAGUAAACAGUGAUUGCUGGUGCCAGUAUGACCAACCAUGUGGUCAGGGGAAUCAUUUGACAUGUGAAAUAAAACUAACCACAGGAAAUUGACAUGACCUAAUUGACUAAAAUACCUUGUUCUUAAGAAAUGCACAGAUUCACAAUUGAAUAUUGCAUACGAGUGUGUAGCUAUGUGAUGAAAGCCAACAAUAUUUUGUGAUUAAUGGAGUCUCUUAUAAUUUUCUGGUUUGUAUAAGUGGAAAAGGCCCCGUUUAUGGCUGAGUUUCUAGCUUCUAGAUUAUGUAUUUUGCCUACUGCAAACAGUAAAAGCCACUAGAUGUGUUAUAAGAGUGGUAUGAGUGGUGAAACAUCACUUUUGUGUAUGUUACUCCAGCUACAGUGUUCAUUCAGUACAUUCUUUUUUUAUUAAUGUUGUUGUUUUACAGAGUUCAACAGGUGAAAAUAAUCUGAGAACUAGCCAAUUGCACACUGUAAUACUCAGUCUGUACAGAACAUAGUGGUACUUCUUCUCCAUUCGUUUUGAGAGUUCGGUUUCAUUUUCAGUGUUAAUCAUGCUGAAGUUAAAGCCACUUACAUGUCAGUUUUGCUUCAAGAAUAGACUCUGGCAUUUCAAGUGCUAUUUCAGUGCAGCUUUGUUUAUGUGAAUUAAGCCAUGGAUCUAUUUUAAACUCUUUCUCAGACUGAGAUAUUUAUUCAUGUGAGGUUAGAAGUUGUGCACAGUGUGCUGAUGAGCCUAGCCAGAAGUCUUCUUUAUCUCACCCUUCUAGCGGAAACUUUUCAAGAUGGGCCAACCUCCGCCUGAGAAACACAUUCAUUUCAGUCAUUUUCCUCUUUCCGUUAUCUGUCCUUUUAUGUUCCUCUUUUAGACACUGAACUAUAGCAGAAAGACAGAGAUUUUUUUUUAAGCCUUAAUAGACACAUGCUUAUUAAGUAAAUUAUUUUAUGAAUUUAAUUAAAUUAAAUGAGGAAAGAGAGAAGGUGUUUUCACCUUGUAGUAAUUUGGACAUUUUUGUUUGUUUGACAACAUUGUUAUAGGUCAGAUAAAUCCAUCACCCAUGCAACUGUCACCAAACAAAUGUCUGUCAAACUUACACAGGUAAAACUGAUGACAAUAAAGCAUUUAAUAUGUUGUAAAGAAAUUUAAUAGUAAUAAAAAAAAAAACAUUUGGAACAUCAAACACGAAAACAGGAUUUUUUUUUUUUAUACAAAA